Messenger RNA from Cucumis melo (muskmelon), 1761 nucleotides. RefSeq lists its product as uncharacterized. The record is from RefSeq and is a predicted model, not a curated record. The coding region runs from base 257 to 1486 and encodes 409 amino acids. NCBI's taxonomy places the organism in Eukaryota, Viridiplantae, Streptophyta, Magnoliopsida, Cucurbitales, Cucurbitaceae. The transcript has 15 exons.
CUAGGGACGGACCUUGGCAGAAAGGUUUCCAUUCCAUCGAAAAAAAAUUGAAGGAAGAAAGCGUCUACACGAAAAAUUGUUUUCUUAGAGAUUUCAACUUGAUCCACUUCUUUCUUUUUCCAGAUCUUGCUUGUUGCUCCCAUUUUUUAUUUUCUGGUUUCUUAGUCUCCCUCGUUUUGCAGAUAGACUUUAUGUGAAUUCGGCUUGCCCUGCUAUACUCUAAAAUCUAAAUCACGGCGGAGGUUUGGAUGUUAAUAUGGGCAAUUCGUCACGCAGUACCGUCAGUAGAGUACCCAAUGACGCCUUGAAAUUGAAGCUUAUCGUAGGUGCAUUUGUGGGAGCAGUAGUUGGCUUCUGUAUUGGAGUGUCAUUUCCAGUGUUAUCAUUAACUAAAUUAAAUCUCCCAUCCAAUAUUUUUCCAACUGUUGGUCUCGCCUAUAUUGAUGGAAGAAGAAGCUCAGACCGCUCCAAGGGGUUAUUUCUCGAUGUUCGGUCCUCUGUUAAGAAUAAUAAUAGCAACUCAAACCAAACUCGGACUUCGAACGAAACAUCAAUGAUUUGGGUCCCAUCAAAUCCUAGAGGUGCAGAAACCCUUCCUCCAAAAGUUGUUUCUUCUGAAUCAGAUUUGUAUGCACGUAGACUGUGGGGCAAUCCUAGUGAGGACCUGACCACCAAGCCGCAGUAUCUUGUCGCUUUUACAGUUGGUUACAACCAAAGAUACAAUAUUGAUAGAGCAGUCAGAAAGUUUUCAGAUAAUUUCGUUAUCCUUCUCUUUCAUUAUGACGGACGAACAUCAGAAUGGGAUGAAUUUGAAUGGUCAAAGCGAGCUAUUCAUGUUAGUGCUCGUAAGCAGGCCAAGUGGUGGUAUGCCAAACGAUUUUUGCAUCCUGACAUUGUUGCACCAUUUGACUACAUUUUUAUUUGGGAUGAAGACCUUGGAUUGGAUCAUUUUGAUGCAGACGAAUAUAUGAAGUUGGUAAGGAAGUAUGGGUUAGAGAUUUCACAGCCAGGUUUGCAACCAAGUAAAGGUUUAACUUGGCGAAUGACAAGGAGAAGAGAUGGGAGUGAAGUUCACAAAGAUACGGACGAAAGACCAGGAUGGUGCAUUGAUCCUCUUUUGCCUCCCUGUGCUGCUUUUGUUGAGAUCAUGGCUCCAGUUUUCUCGCGAGAGGCAUGGCGUUGUAUUUGGCAUAUGUUACAGAAUGAUCUGGUCCAUGGUUGGGGUCUUGACUUCCUACUCAGACGAUGUGUGGAUCCUGCACAUGAAAAGAUAGGAGUUAUUGAUGCACAGUGGAUUGUUCACCAAGGUUUGCCUUCACUUGGAAGCCAGGGAGAAUCACAAAAUGGACAGGCACCAUGGGUAGGGGUGAGUGAACGGUGUAGAAGAGAAUGGACUAUGCUUCAGAGUCGGUGGACAAUUGCCGAGAAUGCUUACUUAAAUGAUGUUGAGGAUGGGGUCAUCCCUUCGCAUUCAGUAAUGCAUUAGAGAAUAGAGCUAGUACCCUUUGAUUUGUACGAUAGUAGUACAUGUAUACUAAGCCAAGAUUUAACUUCGUAAGGUGACAUGAGAGAGCCAAGCUCUUAAGUGAUUACUUCAUCAAUUUUUUAUUUGUACAAUUGAAUUCAAAUUCCUUCAUUUUGUAACAUGGUCACUAAGAAUGCAACUCUCAAAGGCUUGUUGUAUUUGAAACCUUGCUGUAACCUGAUAGUUAGAAUAGCCAACAGCAGAAAACUUGAAUCGCCUUUCAAUUCUGAUUUAAA